Molecule: messenger RNA, 1185 nt
Organism: Colletotrichum higginsianum IMI 349063
Lineage: Eukaryota; Fungi; Ascomycota; Sordariomycetes; Glomerellales; Glomerellaceae
Product: Lignostilbene dioxygenase family protein
Exons: 2
Coding region: 1-1185 (394 amino acids)
Biological process (GO): carotene catabolic process
Molecular function (GO): carotenoid dioxygenase activity
Source: RefSeq, a predicted model, not a curated record
AUGGCAGCUCAACCAGCACCUCUCAAGGGAGCCGAGAACCUUCAAUCUCGAUGGCACUGGUCAGAAGAUCUUGGUGGCUUCGACAUGCCAAUCCGCCUGGAAGGGGAGAUUGGGGACGUCAUGGUCCGAGGCACCAUACCAGAUAAUAUCGACGGAACUUUCUACCGAGUCGCCGGAGAUCAUUUUACGCCCACACCUGAGGGUCACAGUCCACUUGAAGGUCAUGGCGCUGUCAGCGCUUUUCGCAUCCACAAAGGCCAGGUGGACUUCAAAAUCAGAUACGUUCAGAACGACCGUUACAAAGUCGAGCGAAACCGCAAGAAAAGCUUCUUCGUCGACAUCGUGGGCCAUCCCAUGCUGGACCAUCCAUGUGUUCGUGCUGUCACGAGUCAGGCUUCCAACAUCAAUGUUAUUCAUUGGGCUGGCAAGCUGCACGCUCUAAGCGAAGGCGGACAAGCGUGGACCAUGGAUCCCGACACAUUGAAGACCACGGGCACCAAUCCUUACGGCAGCCAAGUAUCUGGCUCGGCAACUUUUACGGGUCAUCCCAAGAUCGACCAGGGUGUUGACGAACUCAUUACCUGGGGAUUUAGCUCCGACUUCAGAGAACUCAUUUCCUAUUCGAUUACUCGACAGGGCGAAGUCAAGAAUCUUCAUCGGAUUUUACCCAAGGCCGUUGGUCCAAUUCACGACGUCGCUAUAACGAGCAACUGGCUGGUUUUCUGCCAGUGGCCUGUUAGUCCGUCAGACCCGAAGAAGGAUGUGGGGAAAACCAGACUUUCCUGGGACACUGAGCGGCCCACAUCCUUCAUUGUUACACCUCGCCGCCCAGAUCAACCUUUGGCCGGGUCAGGAUGGAAACCAUAUGAAUUUCGGACAUACACUCAUCAGUCCAACUCGGAAAUCGUUCAUACUGGUGGCGCUUGGGAAGAUAACGGCAAGGUUAUCUUCGAAGGUACUUGGCCAAACAACCCUCUGUUUCCAUUUUGGAGCACCCAACAAAAAGAAACAAUCCCGGUCCCCACGGUUGUUGACUUUGUCCGGUUCGAGAUCGACGUUACUCAACCGGACCAGGCGGUACUUGCGGAUCCAACCGUUCUAGUCGACAUUCCAAACGAAUUUCCUCGAAUCGACGAACGCUACUACUGCAAGCCGCAUGAUCAUCACACGUUUUCCAAGGCCUGA